Saccostrea cuccullata (small rock oyster) is the source of this 1088-nucleotide messenger RNA. RefSeq names its product ficolin-1-like. The coding region runs from base 80 to 814 and encodes 244 amino acids. The transcript is spliced from 6 exons. Lineage: Eukaryota; Metazoa; Mollusca; Bivalvia; Ostreida; Ostreidae. The record is from RefSeq and is a predicted model, not a curated record.
CUUAGACUGUAACGCAGUAGAAAUAUGUUCAUCUGAGACAGGAACAAUUUGCCGGCUAAGUUCAAGCAUUUCCAAAUCAAUGGUUACUGGAAGUAAUACCUGUUUUCGUCAUGAACUGGAGCACACAUGUGGCUGGAAUUCCUAUUUGAACAGAAGAAACGGAUAUUGCCAGUGUGUCAUGGACUGCGAUUGUAGAGCUGUAACACCUCCUGUAGGCCAGUUUUUGACCACCACAGUGAAGAUGGGUGGCCAACAGUUUCCUGCUAACUGUAUGAAUACAGCCGGUCAUAUUUGGACGAUGAUACAAAGACGAGUCGAUGGCUCUGUCAACUUUUACAGAGGAUGGACAGAAUACAAAAACGGAUUUGGUGACCUCCACUCUGAGUUCUGGAUUGGACUUGACAACAUCCGUUUGUUGGUCACCAAUGGAUAUACAGUUUUACGUGUGGAAUUGGAAUACGGUACAGAGUCGGUGUACGCUGAGUACAGUAGUUUCUACAUAGCGGGGGAGGAGGACAAGUAUCGAAUCCAUGUGUCUGGGUACAGUGGAACAGCUGGAGACGGGAUUUCGUGUAGAACAAGUUACUGCAACAAUGAUGCGCAGUUUUCUACAUUUGAUAAUGAUAAUGAUAUUGAAAGCACUAAAAACCAUGCUGAGGAGUGGCGGGGUGCCUGGUGGUACAACGACGGGCACCGGUCAAACCUUAACGGUGAAUACGGUAAUAACAAUCACGGAGAAGGGAUAAGCUGGUACUUUUUCAAGAGAUGGACGGUGUCGUUGACACAAACUAGAAUGAUGCUAAGACGAGCAUAAAAAGUCCAUGGUUGUAGAAAAAAAAAACAUUUAAAAUGUAAAACGUUUAGAAAGAUUUACGUCAACCGGUGUGAAAAAAUAUUUUACCUCUCACUUUAAUUUACAAGAAUCAUGAUUUUUGUUUUUGUAUUGAUUUUCCAAUUCUUCAAACUAUUUUAGAGUAUAAUAUGACUGUGUCUUUCUUGAAAACAAUUAGCUCUUUAGAGGGUAAAAUUUGCAAAUUCAUGUAUGAUGAAAUGAUUUCUAACGUUUUAGGGAUAAUUCAUUAAUAAUA